This is a messenger RNA of Plenodomus lingam JN3, 117 nucleotides long. The record is from RefSeq and is a predicted model, not a curated record. Lineage: Eukaryota; Fungi; Ascomycota; Dothideomycetes; Pleosporales; Leptosphaeriaceae.
AUGGCGACCGUGCGCACAUUGUUCUUUUUUCUUUUCCACCUUCUCAUCCUCCACCUCCAACUCCCCUUUUCCAUCCACCCCCCCCCCCCACCCCCCUUUAUCCUCGCAUUUCCAUGA